AUGGCCAGCAGAAGUCAACCCCUCAAGUCGAUUUUGACUUCGACGCGAAAUGCGACCAAGUCUGCCAGUACUCGGGCGUGCCGGCGCCAACUACAGGCGCGCUGCCUGCACACGACGACACCGCGGCGGACUGAUGGAGUGUUUAGAGGCUUGACGGACGGCCGAUUACCUACACCAUGGAUUGAGGCAUGGAGGAUGCAAAAGGAGGGAAAGAACACGGCCUCCUCGGAAGCAAAGCCGCAAGAGCGCGACAUGACGCCCAAAAACAUGAGCGAUAGUUACCACCGAGUAGUGCUGCCGCUGGGUCAAGAUCCGUGGCUCUCGGAUACAUAUAUCAACUCUUCGGGGCACAUUAGACUCGGUACCGUCUUCAUGGAUCUAGACGCCCUGUCUGGCAUCAUUGUUUAUAAGCAUACCGGACCUGGUGUUACUACAGUUACAGCGGCCUUGGACCGAAUCACGAUAGCUCACCCCUUGACCGAAAUAUGCGAUCUCGAAUACAGCGGACAGGUAACAUAUGCAUCGGGAAGAAGCAGCGUGGAAAUCACAUGCAAGGUGGCUCGCGCGAGGCCAGAAGGAGAACCGAGCCGACCGGAAGACGUCUUGCUCACAUGCACAUUCACCAUGGUGGCAUUGGACCCUGAGACGAAGAAGCCGGUCAACAUACCUGCUCUGGAAUACACAACACCAGAAGAAGAACAGAUCUACAAGGCGGGAGAGGCAAAAUCGCUAGCCAAGAAGAACAACCGAAAGAUCUCUCUGUUGGCAACUGAGCCGGAUGAUCCCGAGUCGGCCUUGAUACACAAGAUCUGGCUAAAGCAGCUUCAAUACCACGACCCAAAUGACGAGCUGCGCCAACCCGCCAAUGUUGUUGCCAUGUCCAAGACGCAGCUCUCGACUGCGCAAAUCAUGCAGCCCCAGUAUAGAAACCGCCACCAGACCAUGAUCUUUGGAGGCUUCCAUUUGAAGCAGACAUUCGAGCUGGCAUUCUGCUGCGCUGCCAGUUUCGCACAUGCGCGGCCUACCUUUAUCAGUGCCGAUCCAUGCACUUUCAGAAACCCGGUCCCAGUCGGCAGUGUGCUCUACUUGACGGCCACGGUCGCGUACACGGACCCUCCCCUGCUGGAAGAGGACGGCAGCGAGCCCAGCCAACAAGACCCAGAGAAACCCAUGACGAGAGUGCACGUCCGCGUCGACAGCAAAGUGCGAGACGUGGAGCACGGCAACGCGCGGCCGACAGGCCAGUUCAACUACACCUUUGCCGUGCCCAAGGACGUCAAGGUAAUGCCGCGAACGUACCAAGAAAUGAUGAUGUACGUGGAUGCGCGCAGACGUGUCCGGUUGGGUGAUGUUCAGCACCUCCAAGAGCAGACGGGCUCGUACAAGGAGCAGAAGCAGCUGGCAGAGGAUACGAAUUUGACAGAGUAG
Pestalotiopsis fici W106-1 is the source of this 1428-nucleotide messenger RNA. RefSeq lists its product as uncharacterized. The record is from RefSeq and is a predicted model, not a curated record. Gene Ontology annotation, biological process: acyl-CoA metabolic process. Gene Ontology annotation, molecular function: fatty acyl-CoA hydrolase activity. NCBI's taxonomy places the organism in Eukaryota, Fungi, Ascomycota, Sordariomycetes, Amphisphaeriales, Sporocadaceae. The transcript has 2 exons. Gene Ontology annotation, cellular component: mitochondrion. Bases 1 to 1428 code for a protein of 475 amino acids.